UAAAAUUUUACUUUGUCAAAAGUCUGACUUUAACAGUUUCAUAGAAAUUUGCACCCCUAAUACCACAAUUGUUUUAUAUUUUAAUACAAGUUAACUGAUGGUGAUAUGACAUUAACUAUGAAAUAAUAAUCAACUAGUCUAAAGCCUAGGCCUACCUAAUUUGGAUUGGGGUUACAGUGAAUUCCAUAAGUAUUGUCUCUGGGCUAGUGUGGUUCAUCUUGCAUGAAAUGCGUAUAAGAACCAAUUCUGUAGUUAAUUAUUAAAACUUACAAAAGUGUUUCUUAUUUCAAAUUCAUUAAAUGUCUACUGUCCAUCAUAAGCAUGAUAUGCAAACACAUAUGUAUCAGUUAGUUACCAACCUGUAAAUAAAAAUGUUUAGUUAUUUAGUUUCAUAUUUAUAAAACUUUCCAUCUACAUAAGUAUUUUUUGUUAGGAUUAGAAUUCUUAUUUUCAAAAACAAAGUUUUAUUGAUAUGAGAUGAAAUGGCUGUGUUUGGGCAAAAUUACUUGAACAGCUCCCUCUGUAACUCUGCGACCUUGUUUCUUAGUACGGUGAAAAAGAGAACAGUGUUUCUAAUGUUUGACCACUGUAUGGUUGUUUUGAUUACAUUGCAUAUGUAGGUUUAGAGUGGUUAACCUGCCCAGGGAUUUCACAUGUUUAUAUAUUUAUAAUUAACUCGUAUUAUUUUCAACAUAUGAGGAAUACCAGUAUAUCAUUGGACAAAAAGAAAAUGGUCUCACAGGUAGAAAAACAUAUGGAAGAGGCUCAAGAACUGGUUGAACAAAUGGAACUGGAAAUUAGAACCUUAACUGCAGCAGAACAGUCAAAGUACCGAAAUCAUGUCAAAAAUUACCUAACAGAAUUGAAACAGAUGCAUAAAGAACUACAAAGAGCAAAAAUAGCAUUCUGUGACGAAGUACUCACUAGAGACGAGUUGUUUGAAAGUGAAGAUACUUCCAUAGCAGAAGAUAAGCAACGAUUAUUAGACAACACAGAGAGAUUGGAGAGAUCAUCUCGAAAAUUACAAGCAGGGUACGGACUUGCUUUAGAAACAGAACAAAUUGGUGCUGAUGUUCUCAAUAGCUUGUAUACUCAGCGGGAAACGAUAAAGAAAUCUAGAGACAGGCUUCGAGAAACAGAUGAUGAUCUGGGUAAGAGUUCCAGAAUUCUAAGUGGAAUGAUUAGAAGGAUAGUGCAGAACAAACUGAUCCUAUAUGUAGUGGCAGCUGUGAUUAUUUUGGUCAUCAUUCUGGCUAUCUACUUUAUUGCAAGGAGGCAUAGCUGAUAGACACAGAGAUUCUAUGAAAAGGUGGACAAAUAACAUGUCAAAAAAGGGCUAAAUGUUGUAUGUAAAGAUAUGAUCUGAUGAGACGGAUGUAUUUAAUUAAAAAUAAAUAUUUAUUCCAUUUAUGUAUUGAAUUUGCUACUGAAAACUUCAAUUUACAUCUCAUAAGAUAUAAGAUUUGUAGAAGUUUUAUAUAUGAAGUAAUUGAAUAUUUGAAAUGCUUGGAAUAGCUUAGACUAAAUAUUUUUUACAAUAUUGAUGGUAUGGAAGUUAGUUUUAAAUUAAGUUAAAGAAGAAAAUCUUAAUUAUGUAGCUUAUUUUGUUUUAUUUUUAUUAUGUAUUAAUACAAAUCAGCUGAAGUUUUAAGUAGUAAGGAUAAGAUUGUGGCAGAUUGAGUAUCACUUAUUUUCAUGGUUAGUAGCCUUUAUGAUCACCUACACUUAAUUAUUAAUUAUUAAAUAUUAUUAAUAUAUGAUAAUUACUAACUACUUUAUAUCCUACAUUUCAGCUGUUGAUCUGUCAUUUUCAGUGACAUUCUGAAAUUGACUGUGUUUUAUGGUAAUAGCCAGGAUUCAAUCCUGGGUCUUCUUGAUAGAAAGGCUGGUGUGAUCACCCUAUUAGUGUUUAAAUCAACUCACUUUUAAGAGAGAUAGCCAGGUUUUGCUAACAUCUGUUCUAGGCUGACUGAAUGUGUUAUCAGUUAGGUGGGUGUAGAAAGCUUCUUUUUUUUUAUCUUUCUUUUCCUUGUGUGUUCAUAUAUCAUUUUUAUUAUUUCAUUUUAUUGUAUGGUCUUCAUCUCUUGUCUGAUGGCUAUUGCAGUAGCUAGAUUGGUAUUACAGAGUCUUCUAUGUCUUCAGUGCUCCUGAAGUUUAACUGUGUUGGAAUUUUUGUUUCUCCAGUGUGUUGGACUCCAUAUUUACAAGAGAUGUUAUAAAUGGUGUUUCUGAUCUCUUUUGCAUCUAUGUUUAGUUUAGUAUGUACUAACUGCAGUCUUAUUAUGUUGUGGCUUUUGAAUACUUUUCUAACUUUAUGUUAAUUAAUAAUCAGACUUAGGUGAUCAUGUAGGCUAUUUAACCAUUACAAAUGAAUUUGUUUUGUUUUUUUUGUUGUAUUUUUCAGAACAUAUAGAGAUUUUAUUAACUCCUCAAAAAAAAAGUCAACUAAUUUUUCUUAUGUUACAAUUCUGACUCCAGGUAAAUAAAAAUGCUUUGAUUACACCUGCAUAUGUAUUUAUCUUUUAUGUCAGUUACAAGUCAUUUUUUUAGAUUAAAAUAUAAACUAAUUCUUUAUAAACAUGAGACCAAGUAACUAAAACUCAGACAUAUAAUGAAAAUAAAGUAGAAUUUGAAGGAUUUGUAAGAGAAUUAAGUGUUUUUUAUUUGAAUAUUUGGAGGAAAAUUCUUUGUGUGAUUAAUCACAUCAGUUAAUUAAUAACAAAACAUUUUACAUACAAAUAUUACUGUCUAUGUUAAAGAAUUUUGUAAAUUCCAUGCAACUUCAAAUAUAGACUUCUGUGUACCUGUAGCUGUAAAGGUUUUUAUUGAGUUUAAUGUACAAAAAUAAUUCAUCCAAACGUUUAUGGUGAAAAGCAAGCAAAAAAAAA
Limulus polyphemus (Atlantic horseshoe crab) is the source of this 2888-nucleotide messenger RNA. RefSeq names its product vesicle transport through interaction with t-SNAREs homolog 1A-like (gene Vti1a). The record is from RefSeq and is a predicted model, not a curated record. The transcript is spliced from 8 exons. Lineage: Eukaryota; Metazoa; Arthropoda; Merostomata; Xiphosura; Limulidae. Gene Ontology annotation, molecular function: SNAP receptor activity; SNARE binding. Gene Ontology annotation, cellular component: Golgi apparatus; ER to Golgi transport vesicle membrane; late endosome membrane. The coding region runs from base 695 to 1285 and encodes 196 amino acids. Gene Ontology annotation, biological process: Golgi to vacuole transport; vesicle fusion with Golgi apparatus; intra-Golgi vesicle-mediated transport.